This is a messenger RNA of Cottoperca gobio, 2270 nucleotides long. Its product is annotated as complement C1r subcomponent-like. Gene Ontology annotation, biological process: zymogen activation. The transcript has 12 exons. Gene Ontology annotation, molecular function: serine-type endopeptidase activity. The coding region runs from base 18 to 2270 and encodes 750 amino acids. Gene Ontology annotation, cellular component: blood microparticle. The record is from RefSeq and is a predicted model, not a curated record. NCBI's taxonomy places the organism in Eukaryota, Metazoa, Chordata, Actinopteri, Perciformes, Bovichtidae.
CUUUGCUGAAUGGAGGGAUGAUCGUCCUGUCCCGUCAAGAUCAGAACGCUUCUGUUGUUAUGUAUUACUGUAAUGAACCAUAUUACUCUCUCCCUGGGGGCGUAAGCGUUACUUUCACCUGUGAAGGAGACGGAAAGUGGAGAUCCAAACACAGUGAUGUCACUCCAACAUGCAUGCCUGUCUGUGGCCAGCCCACAACACUCAUCUCCAACUUUCAGAGGAUCCUUGGAGGCAGAGAGGCUCCAGACAACACCAUCCCCUGGCAGGUGCUUGUGAGGCAGCAGGUAUCGAGAGGAGGAGGCAUGGUGAUUGGAGACCGCUGGAUUAUGACUGCAGCUCAUUCCCUAAUAAAUAAUGCAAAUCCAAUAUCAAAAGAGGAGAUAAAGAUUUACAUGGGACGUACUGACGUUAACACCCUGACAGACUCACAUGUGCUUGCUGCUUCAAUCCACAUUCACCCUGAAUACAACAACCCCAAGUUCUCAGACUUUAACAAUGAUAUUGCUUUGAUCAAACUGCAAGACCCAAUCACAUUCAACUCAUCCAUUAUGCCAAUAUGUUUGCCAGCAGAGGGUGCCACAUACGUCACUGGCAUGAUGGGACUGGUGUCAGGAUUUGGCGAUAGAGUUUUGAGGCUGAACUACGUGGAGGUUCCUGUGGUGGAUCAGGAGACAUGCAAAAAUGCAUUAUUUCCGAGGGCGAAUGCAUCAUAUCUGACAAAUAACAUGAUUUGUGCCGGACUCCCUGAAGGUGGGAAAGACUCCUGCAGCGGUGACGGUGGAGGCCCCUUCGCCCUGAAUGACAACGGGAGCUUCUGGGCUGCUGGGAUUUCCAGCUGGGGGGAGGGCUGCGGAUUGCCGGGAAAAUAUGGAGUCUAUACCAGAGUCGCUAAUUACAUAGACUGGAUCAACAAGACCAUGCAGGAGAAUUUAAAUGUACAGCUUCUCUGUUUGUCAGCGGGGGAGUGCUUGGAGUCUAAAAUACAAGGGGAGGUCAAAUCGCCCCAGUAUCCUCGACCUUACCCUCCCAGCACGCUGAGUCAAUGGACAUACGGGGCUCCAGAGGGCUACAAGAUGCAGCUGUAUCUAACACACCUGGAUAUUAAAGAUUCUGUGGGCUGCCAUGAAGACUCUCUGAUGGUUCUCGAUGAUCAAAACGUCUUGGGGAAGUUUUGCGGACAGGAAAACUCAUCAAAUUACCCAGGCAAGGAGCCGAUCCUUUCUCACGGCUCCAGUCUGACUCUCUUAUUCCGAGCAAGUGCCUCCGAUCCAGAGCAACAACAGCACACUGGCUUCUUUGGUAGAUACGUGGCAAUGGCAACGGACUGUGGAGAACCUGAACCUUUGCUGAAUGGAGGGAUGAUCGUCCUGUCCCGUCAAGAUCAGAACGCUUCUGUUGUUAUGUAUUACUGUAAUGAACCAUAUUACUCUCUCCCUGGGGGCGUAAACGUUACUUUCACCUGUGAAGGAGACGGAAAGUGGAGAUCCAAACACAGUGAUGUCACUCCAACAUGCAUGCCUGUCUGUGGCCAGCCCACAACACUCAUCUCCAACUUUCAGAAGAUCCUUGGAGACAGAGAGGCUCCAGACAACACCAUCCCCUGGCAGGUGCUCGUGAGUCUGAAGGUAUCGAAAGGAGGAGGCAUGGUGAUUGGAGACCGCUGGAUUAUGACUGCAGCUCAAGUCCUAGAUAUUGAUGUAAAUCCAAUAUCAAAAGAGCAGAUAAAGAUUUACAUGGGACGUACUGACGUUAAUACCCUGACGGACUCACAUUUGUUUGCUGCUUCAAUCCACAUUCACCCUGAAUACAAUUUCAUCAGCUCAGACUUUAACAAUGAUAUUGCUUUGAUCAAACUGCGAGACCCAAUCACAUUCAACUCAUCCAUUAUGCCAAUAUGUUUGCCAGCAGAGGGUGCCACAUACGUCACUGGCAUGAUGGGACUGGUGUCAGGAUUUGGCGGAAGAGCUUCGACGCUAAACUACGCAGAGGUUCCUGUGGUGGAUCAGGAGACAUGCAAAAAUUCAUUUUCUCCCAGGAAAGAUGCAUCAUAUCUGACAAAUAACAUGUUUUGUGCCGGACUCCCUGAAGGUGGGAAAGACGCCUGCAGCGGUGACGGUGGAGGCCCCUUCGCCCUGAAUGACAACGGGAGCUUCUGGGCUGCUGGGAUUUCCAGCUGGGGGGUGGGCUGCGGAUUGCCGGGAAAAUAUGGAGUAUAUACCAGAGUCGCUAAUUACAUAGACUGGAUCAACAAGACCAUGCAGGAAAACUGA